CUGUUCCUCACAAAAUCGAGAAAUUAAACAGUGUUAAAUAGUUUUCAAAGAGUAAAGUAAUUUAAGUAGGUAGUGUUUUAAUUAAUCUGCGAGUUAAGAGUAAAUCUUGGAGUAAAGUAUGUAAUUUAAGUAAAUAAAUCUCAAAAUAAAUUCUGUACCUACCAACAUAAAUAAAUAAAAAUAACUUUUAAACUUUACUAAAAACAAUUAGCUUAACAUUCAAACAGUUUAAAUUAGGGGAAACUAUUUAAAAAAAAACAGACUUUAACUAAGUGUAACUUUAAACAGUAAAAUUAGUGUGCUAAAUUUUAAUACACUGAACACGAGAAAUUCUAAAAUAUUUUGUGGGUGUAUGUACUUGUUAAUGUGACAAACUUAUGGCGUCUUUAUCCUUGCCCCGUGUGCUUCAGCUGAAAAAGAACAGUCUGGAUGCAGAACGUGAGCAGUUCGAGAAGUCCCAGACACUAGCCAUUCAGAAGGCGAUCAACACCAACGAGACACCGGUCAAAGAGAAACAUGUCCGAAGCACGAUCAUCGGCACAUUCAGAGAACAAAGCGCCAUCACCUAUUGGAUGGUCGCCGUCCGACUUCCGAUCCAGGAUAAUCGGAUCGUGGCGUGGAAGUUCUGUCACGUGACCCAUAAACUGCUGCGCGAGGGUCACCCGGCGUGCCUUGACGAUUCGCAGAGGCACAUCUCCAUGAUCGAAAACCUCGGCAAGCUCUGGGUGCAUCUUCGUGAAGGCUACGGCAAGCUGGUGCAUCUGUACUGCAACUUGCUGGUAUGCAAGUUGAAGUUCCACGCGAGAAAUCCUCGUUUCCCAGGGAACAUGCAGCUAACGGCGGACGAACUGGACGCGAUCGCCGAGAACGACGUCAACAACUAUUUCCAGUUAUGCGUAGAGCUGUUCGACUACAUGGACGAAAUUCUAAAUUUACAAGCAGCAGUGUUCGACAGCCUGGGCAACGCUCGGGCCAACUCGAUGACCGCGAGCGGCCAGUGCCGGCUGGCGGCGCUCAUCCCGUGCGCGCAGGACGCGUCGCAGCUGUACGACUGCAACGUGCGCCUGCUGUUCCGGCUGCACGCCGCGCUGCCCGCCGACACGCUGCUCGGACACCGCGAGAGAUUCAGACAGCAGUUCAAGAAACUGAGCACGUUCUACAAGCACGCGAGUAGUCUCCAGUAUUACAGGAAUUUGCUGACUCUGCCGGUGUUGCCAUCUAAUCCACCUAAUUUUCUACUCCAGAGCGAGUUCGGCACGUACGUGACGCCGGUGGUGUCGGUGCCGGAGCCGCCGCCGGACGAGCCGGACGCGGUCGGCGCGCUCGUCGACACGUCCGACGCACUCAGCCAGUCCACAUCGGAUCAGUUCGAGGAGUUUGAGAGUCGUCCGUCGGCGUCCCCGCAGCCCGACCCCGUCGUGGAGCGGGACCGGCUCAUCGACCAUCUGCAGAACGAACUUAAAAGAAUGAGGACCGAAGUAUCACAAUUGGUGCAAGAAAGGAAUUCAAUGCUCGGCUCGAUGAGGGAACAUUGUACACGUUUGGAAACUCAACUGCAGUCCGCUAAAGCUGAGUUGGAAGAUGAGAAACAGAGGGCCGUGGCUUUGUCUGCUGAGACCCCAGAAAUUAAACAGAAACUAGUUCAAACAGAAGAGAUGGCUAAAACGAUCGACGAAAAGUUCCAGAAACUUAAAGGGGCGUACACACAACUACGGGAAGAACACAUCGUUCUGAUUAGAAAAAAAGCCGAAGUAGACAAAAUGGCCGCCAAUUUACGCGCCACAGCCGCUCAGCAUGAAACCGCCAAAAUGUCGUUACAGCAACAACUCAACGACAGAAUGAAAGAUGUUGAAUUACUACAACAAAGUGCUUCGUCGAGUGAAGAGAUUGAAGUGUACAAAUCAGAAAUAGCAAACCUUCGUAGCGAAUUAGAACAAUCUAGAGAAAAAGAGACAGAAUUCCAAAUCCUAAAAGCUUCCAUGGAAGCUCUAGAGAUUGAACAUAAAACUGUUAAAACUGAACAAGAAGACAAAAUCCUGACGAUAUCGAAUGAACUCAAAGAAUCUAAAGAAAUUUUAGAAAAAGUAAUACAAGAAAAAAAUGAUAAAGAUACUGAAUUAAUUAGAGUUAAAGAAGAAUUGUUAGGAUUGAGAGAAAAGAGUGGAGAUGAGUAUAAAAAGGUAGUUGAAGAAAAAGAGGAAGCUCUUAAAAAAAUCAUCGAACUAUCAGAAACUCAUGCAAAGGAAAAAGAGGUCUCGAUAGAGAAUGAUUAUGAAACCGUUAAAAAAAUUUACAAAGAACAAGAACAAGAGAAGCAGGAACAAAUAAAUAAAUUGUCUUUGGAAAUAGAGAAUUGCAAAAGAAAUAAUGAAAUCGUUCAAGAAGUAAAUAAUGAGAAAUUAGAACUUGCUAAUCGGAUAUCGGAUUUAGAAUGUUUAGGUGAAAAAAAUAACAAUAAAAUUGGAGAAUUAAACGAAAUAAUACAAGAACAAAAGGAGCUAGUAGAAAGGGAGAAACAGCAGAAUGAAUCACUGUCGAUAAGAAUCAAAGAACUUGAAUCAGAAAGAGAGGAACACAGUAAGAAUAUUGAUGAAUUAAAUGAACAACUAAAAGAUGCCUUAAGUCGGUCAGAAAAAUUGAAGUUCGAUUAUGAAGAUCAAUUGAAAAGUACUAAUUACAAUGUAACGUUAUUAAAUGAUAAACUUCAGAACGUAACUGGUUGCAAAGACGAUUUGAUAGAUAGCUUGAAAAGCAUGAUUACCGAAAAAGAUAAACAGGUUAUAAACUUAAAUUGUGAAGUAACCAAACUAACAGAAAAUGUCACCAGACUAACUGAAGAACUAACCGAAACUCAUGCUGAAUUGGAGAUAGGCAAGAACGAAUUCUUUACUUUAAGAGAAGAAUUCGAAAAUAUCAUGGAUCGCAAUGAAAAAGAUUUGGCCUUAAAAGAUCAAGAGCUUGCCAACCUCCGGGAUGAGAUCAACAAAAUAACCAAAAAGUCGGACAAACUUGAAAAAGAAAAAGUUGAUUUACUUUCCGAAUUGGAUUUAGAGCGACAGGCGUUAGAAAAUAAAAUAAAAGAACUUCAACUCGAUAACCAAAGACUGCAAGCUGACUACGAAGCCAUAGAGUCUGAAAAACAAAAGCUAAGCCAUGAAUUGACGUCACAGAUUGAAAAGAUCAAUUCAGAUUACGAAAUGUUAAUGAACACAAAUACAAAUGAUAAAGUUGAAUAUACCGAACGUAUUAAUGAUUUACAAUUAUCAAAUUCGACAAAAGAUGAAAUCAUUAAUACAUGUAAAGUUGACAUUGAAAAUUUGAAAGCGGAAAUCGAAGAAUUGAAACAAAAUAAUUUAAAAGAAAAGGAUGAUAUCGAAGCGGUUCUGACUGAAAGAAAUAAACAGAAACAGUUGUCGGAGGCUAGAAUAGAACACGUCGAACACAUGCGAUUGAACGCGGAGUGUGAAUUACAGGAUUUGUUACAAAACAAUUCCGUACUAGAAGCGGACGUGGCGGCUUUGAAGCGGCAACUCGACGAGGCGCAAAGGGAACUUGAGAAACAGCGUCUCGAAGCGGUGACGUGUGUCGGGGAGGCCGCUUUGGCGCUGACGAACGAAGCGUUAGCGGCCCUCGAGCGGUCCGACGCGCAGGAGUCGACCCUGCUCGCCUCGCAACUGGCCGUCGAAGCUUUCGAACAACUCGACAAAUGUUCCGAGAUCAAGGGCAAUGAGGAAGCUGUAAUGAAAUCCGCAAUAAACGUGGCCCACAACACCGCGCAGCUCGCCGGCUACGUCACAGAGGUUUCCCAUGUUUCCACCAGCUUGGAAUUGACGGAUAAACUACAGAACGAAUGCCGCGCCAUGCUGAGCUCGACGAGGGAGUGCCUGGAGGCGGUGCGGGGCGGGCGCGCGGCGGGCACGCGCUGCGGGGAGGCGCGCGCCCGCGUGCUCGGCGCCGCGCACGCCGCCGCCGCCGCACUGCGACCCGACGGCGCCGCGCGGACCGUCGACGACGAGCUCGACGACAUGGACGCCGCCAUAGAGCACGCCGCCUCGCAGAUAGAGGAAAUGUUAGCGGCCAGCAGAGCCGGCGACUCCGGGGUGAAGUUAGAGGUCAACGGUAAGAUCCUGGACGCUUGCACCACCCUGAUGGCCGCGGUAAAGGUUCUCGUCCAAGACGCCAGACAGCUGCAAAACGAACUCGGCGAUCAGCACUCCCGGCAGAAGAUGUACCGGAAGAACCCGCAGUGGUCCGAAGGAUUGAUAUCCGCGGCGAAGGCCGUAGUCUUCGCUGCCAAGUUGCUCGUAUCGUCUGCGGACGAGGCGGUGGGCGGCAGCGGGCGCAUGGAGGGCGUGUCGGCGGCCGCGCACGAGGUGGCGGGCAGCACGGCGCAGCUGGUGGCGGCCUCCCGCGCCCGCGCCCCCCCGCAGACCCCCGCCCUCACCCGCCUCACGCAGGCGUCGCGCGGGGUCGCCGCCGCCACCGGCGCGCUGGUGGGCGCCGUCCGGGCCGCCUCCGCGCGACUCAACGAACAGGAAGCUCUAGACACGUCGGCACUAACGCUGACGGCGACGCGUAUCCUGGAGAUGGAGAGCAAGGUGCGGUCGCUGGAGCUGGAGAGCGCGCUGGACGCGGAGCGAGCCCGCCUCGCCGCGCUGCGGAAGCGACACUACCUGCUCGCGCAACAAGAAGAGGUGACUGUACCUAUAUAUGUUCAUACGUGAAGCAAAAACUUUGGACCCCAUUUUGCGUU
This is a messenger RNA of Bombyx mandarina (wild silkworm), 4753 nucleotides long. It is a transcript of the gene Hip1, whose product is annotated as Huntingtin interacting protein 1. The record is from RefSeq and is a predicted model, not a curated record. Gene Ontology annotation, cellular component: clathrin-coated vesicle; cortical actin cytoskeleton. Gene Ontology annotation, biological process: actin filament organization; clathrin coat assembly; endocytosis. Gene Ontology annotation, molecular function: clathrin light chain binding; clathrin-cargo adaptor activity; actin filament binding. Lineage: Eukaryota; Metazoa; Arthropoda; Insecta; Lepidoptera; Bombycidae.